Oncorhynchus mykiss (rainbow trout) is the source of this 3410-nucleotide messenger RNA. Lineage: Eukaryota; Metazoa; Chordata; Actinopteri; Salmoniformes; Salmonidae. The record is from RefSeq and is a predicted model, not a curated record.
GUAAUGGAGAAGCAUUUCGUAGGUUACAUAAGCAUGAAUAGUUGUUUCUAUUUCAUAGCUAACGUUUUAUUAUAUAUAUAUUUAAUAUAUCGAUGCUGUGGACGUAUAGUGCUUAUGUUUAGUUAACAACCCGAAUUUGACGUUGGUCUUUCAGAAUAAUGCAAACUUUGAAAGGAGUCAGACACUUGAUGACAUCAGCUACCAUGAAACAAGCAGUAAUUGCUCUUCAGUGUCAGAGCUCAGUGCCGUGGGGAGAAAUAAGGGGCAAGGUCUGGGGUCCUGACAAUGGUCGACCAAUACUCUGCCUGCACGGCUGGGCAGACAACUGUGGCACUUUCAACACUCUCAUUCCACUGCUGCCAAAAGAGUGGAAGUGUGUAGCUGUGGAUAUGGCUGGCCAUGGCCUCUCCUCCCAUAGACCUCCUGGAGUCUUCUACAGCUUUCCUGCUUAUGUGGCUGACAUACGGCGGGUCAUUGGAGCUCUCCAGUGGAAGAGAUUCUCUAUUAUCGGACACAGUAUGGGUGGCAAUGUAGCUGGAAUAUUCAGUGCAUUGUAUCCAGAGAUGGUGGAUUCAGUGGUUCUCCUGGACUCCUAUGGAUUCUUACCCACAGACACGAAGGAAUUGCAUACGGUGAUAAGACAGGGAUUUGAAGGAAUGCUUGAGUUUGAGAAGAAGAAAGAUGAGAAGAAAGAGAAGGUUUACACCUAUGAGAACGCAUUGAUGAGGCUUUUGGCAGCAAACCCCUCUCUCUCGGAGCAGUCAGCCCACAUUCUUCUAGAACGAGGACUCGCUCAGGUUGAAGGAGGGGUGGUGUUCACCCGAGACUUUAGAAUCAACCUGAAAAACGUUGUGCGUGUCAGUCUGGAGCAGAGUCUGGAGUUGCAGUCCAGGAUACAGGCCAGAGUUCUAGUAGUGCUGGCGGAGGAGGGGUUUGAGAAGAUGUUUUCUGAACCACAACAGAAGACCUUUACCUCAACACUACUUCAAGGGUAUAAAGACCAAAGCGGCAUGGUGGUUAACGUACCUGGUGAUCAUCAUGUCCACCUGAACACCCCUGAGACUGUGGCCCAACUCAUCGCUGACUUCCUCCAGAAAGAAGCUCCUUCACACAGCACUGCAGAGGAUACACAGGCAGCCAAGUUAUAAUCCCCCGCCCCUCCCCCACUGUGUUAGUUAGUGUUUACAGCUCUCAGAUACAUGCAGUGUGCCUGUAGCCUUCCUGGUGCCAUCCAUCCAUUCAUAACAUGAGCAGUAUUAAAGGUAGACUCAGCGACAUGGCGUAGAUGCAGAAAGUAAAUAGCAUAGUGGGUACAUUUCCGCAACAAUUCCUGGUUGAACCCGUGAGCUGGACUGUGUGAGAGCAAAGUCUUGUAUCUCAGUCAUCUCAAUAUCUGCGGUGCUGCCCGUGUCAACGUCAUUCUGCUGAAUCUACGCAUAAUAUGAGACUGGAUCAGUUUACAAACCUGUAGACACAGAAUAAAUUGCUACUACUAAACAGACUUUAAAGACUUUGAAACCCUAAUAUUUAUUAUAUUGUGCUGUAUCUAAAACACACCAAUAGUUUUUUAACGUCAGUUUGUCGAGCUAGAAUACUUGAUGUUUACCAGUUGCUGUAUGUCAUGUCUUUUUAGAACUGGGCUGUUUUCUCUCAACUGAUGACCCGGUGAUGCCUUACAUUGCCUUGCUACUGGUCAGAACCUAUUGAAAUGCAUUCAUAUUUUAAUAAAUCACACAUUUUUAUAAAAAAUAAUUGUAUAGGGUUCGGCUUCACACCAAUCAGAUGCAGACCUACAUGUCCACUUCCUGGAUGUGGCCCAAUGAGAAGUGGAUUAGAGGUUGAUCUAUCAAGCUUAUCUUUCCUACAUAUGGUCUUAGAGCUGAGUAACAAUCAUUCAACUAAUUGGACAAAGGCUUCUUCCUGGUACAGUUUGAAAAUAAAUAGGUCAUCCUUCCUGCUCUGCAGUCUUAUUUUAGUCAUUGUCUCAGAUAAAGGUAAUUGUCUCGGACGUCAAGAGAAAAAAAAACAUGACAUGUUGUACUUUGUAGAUGAGCAGUCUCCAUUACCCUCUUACUCUGUGAUGGUUUGUGCAUUAAAUGAACUGGAAUCGAUUUCAUGCAGAGGCUGGAGGAGGCGACCGGAGACAUCUGCAGGGUCCUGGCCCAAAGAAACACCACAAUAACCGUUGCAUAACAUCCGCCUCCACCCAUCACUAGGGCUGUUGUCAUAGCAAUGCCCCCCUCCUCCCCUCCCUUUGAAUGUGACGUCAGAACCCAGAGCAGUAUGAUGAACCUCUCUGUCAUCUGUACAGAGAGAUCACCUUGGAUUAUAUUAUACCAUCCAGCUGACGGUUGUGCUGCAUUAGACCAAUACAUCAUCUGAUCAGUGACUCCAUUGCUCCUCCAUUUUACACUAACAUCAUAUUCAGAGGAAGGCGGGCACAGCAGAGACCACAGUACCAUGUCCUGGAUGUUCCUGGACUGGUUCGUCCCCGUCUACCUGCUGGUGUCGGUCCUGGUGCUGGCCGGCUUCGGCGCCUGUCUCUACUUCCUGGAGCCAGGGCUUCAGGACGCACACAAGUGGAGCAGCAAGACUGUGAAGCACCAUCCGCUGGUGGUGAGCUUGAACAGCAAAGACGAAGAUGGCAAUGCCCUCAUAUGAUAUGACCACACACUACGGGAAGGACAGAAGCUGACCAUAUGGAGUGGGGCUGGGACUGGAGGACUGCAGGAUGGUAGAUAGAGACAGACACCUCCUGAGAGGUUUGGGACGUGAGAGGCCUGACUGGGAAGAAACAGCAUUGAGAGGAAGGCACUGUGGUCAGGUGGUGUCACCCUUUGAAAUGUGAAAUAACGUUUUCAUAGAGAGGGGAAACAAAAAAUGAGGUCAUUUGAACAAAGGGAUAGUUCCUGUUUUCAUGUUCAUAUUUGUGCCAUUUCAUGAUUGUGCCAAUUUUUUACAUAUAUUUUGUAACCAGACAUUCACUGCAUUUAUCAUGAUGUUUAUGUAUCUUAGUGCAUUUGAAGCUGACUAAUAAAGUGCAAUACAUUUCUAAAUGUUGAAACCACAAAAUCAGUUUUCUGAAAAUGUCAAUAUGGCAGCUGCUAUCAAGAUGUCUCUCGUUUGGAAGUAUUUGUAAAGGUGUUUGAAUGAAACUGUAAAUUGCUUUCAGUAAUGAUAUCAGUUAUGUGCCAAAUAGGUUGAUGAUUAAAUUGUUCAAGAUGCCAAAAGAAUCCAUUCAGAGGUCGAUCCUAAGAAAACGUUUGUAUUUUAUUCUCAUCGCACUGUCCUUUUUUACUGAAGGGUGGUGGGAAAAAAGUAUGUAUGUAUCAUUUUGCACUUUUGACCAUGUUACCAUAAUUAUAUAUUCAUAAGAAAUAACAAAAUAAAUGGAUUUAUCACCACUUGAA